Messenger RNA from Monopterus albus (swamp eel), 4670 nucleotides. RefSeq names its product arginine-glutamic acid dipeptide (RE) repeats b (gene rereb). The transcript has 17 exons. The coding region runs from base 178 to 3732 and encodes 1184 amino acids. Lineage: Eukaryota; Metazoa; Chordata; Actinopteri; Synbranchiformes; Synbranchidae. Gene Ontology annotation, molecular function: sequence-specific DNA binding; zinc ion binding; transcription corepressor activity. The record is from RefSeq and is a predicted model, not a curated record. Gene Ontology annotation, cellular component: nucleus. Gene Ontology annotation, biological process: regulation of DNA-templated transcription.
CCCAGACAACUGAAGGCUGCGCUGUGGCUGCUGAGGUCAUUGCACUAGGGAAGGGAAAAACGGACUCCCUCCACUACACCGCCUCCAUCUUGAAUAGCCAUGUAAUAGGGGAUUCGCAUAGUUUGUAUAUCGGGGCGCUGCGUAGUGUCAACAAGCCACAUCUAAACAGCUUUCGACAUGGACGACCUGUUCAGCCCGCGGAGGAGUCUGAACAACACACAGGGUGAGAUCAGAGUGGGGCCAAGUCAUCAGGCCAAGCUUCCAGAGUUGCAGCCGCGGCCUGCUCCUAAUUUACAGACGCAGACAGAGGGUGAGGAGCUGAUGUGGACGCCUGGGGUCAACGACUGUGACCUCCUCAUGUACCUCAGGGCUGCAAGGAGCAUGGCAGCGUUUGCAGGGAUGUGCGAUGGUGGAUCCACAGAGGAUGGUUGUUUAGCAGCCUCCCGAGAUGAUACCACACUCAACGCUCUCAACAUGCUCCAUGCAAGUCAUUAUGAUGCAGCGAAAGCUCUCCAGCGUCUGGUUAAGAAGCCUCUGCCAAAGCUCAUUGAGAAAUGCUGGUCAGAGGAUGAUGUGAAACGUUUCAUCAAAGGCCUGAGACAAUAUGGAAAGAAUUUCUUCCGCAUCCGGAAAGACUUUCUGCCCAGCAAAAAGACUGGAGAGCUGAUCACUUUCUAUUACCACUGGAAGAAGACUCCUGAUGCUGCAGGAACACGAGCGUGUCGACAACAACGCCGACAGCCGUCCUCCCGUAAGGCAAAGACCCAUUCUGCUGCAGUUCCUGUCAGCACCCCAUCACGAAAUUAUUCAGUGGAUGUGAGUUCUGCCAGCGAGGAUGAUCUUGAUAGUGAAGACAGUGAGCAGGAAACCAAGAGCUGCAGCCACUGUGGUACAACAAAUUCUAAGGAUUGGCACCAAGGAGGAAGAGACAACGCUUUACUGUGCACGACUUGUCGCACAUAUGAAAACAAACACAGAUGUCUGCCGAUAGCUGCAAAAUCUGCAGGCACGGCAUUCAUGUUUAAAUCUGUGAAAGGGGAGGAAGAGGUGAACAGCAAGCAUGGCAUGAGGACCCGGCGCAGCAGGGCACCUCAGCUGUCGUCAUUAAGAAGUGGCCACAGGAGGCUCACAGGCUCCCCCACCAGUGAGGACCAGAGGUUCAGUAACCAGCCCUCUCCUAGUGGAGUGACUUUGAACUCUCUGAGAUCAUCUUCCACUGACAACAAGAAUGAGUCCAAAAAGAGGACAAACAAGAAGAUAAAAGAGGAGGUAACGUCACCAAAGACGACAAAACGUGCAAGGGAGAGUCCUGCUCAGGAGCCUGAUGAGCCUGAAAAAGUUGCACCCAAAAGGCCAAAGACGCAGGAUCCACAGGGCUCCCGGUCAGACGCAGAGGAGGAGAGCUCUUCAGAAAGCCGCAGUGCUCAGGAUGAUGGCAGCAGUGACACCAAAGAUAUUGAUCAAGACAACCGCAGCUCCUCGCCCAGCAUUCCCAGCCCCCAGCGGGGCAACGAAAGCGACUCAGACUCAUCUGCCCAGCCGAACGGCGUCCCACCAGACCCCGCUGCCCCUGCUGCUAUACUGGCUGACACACCAGUCCUGCAGAUUGUCCCUUUUCAGGGUCCUCCCAUCGCUCCACAGUCACCACAAAGCAUCCCCUCUACUGAUCCUGCUCAGAGUCCCCCUCCUCCUUCCCCAGACCCCCCACAGCCAGCUGCUGGUCAGUCACCUGCCACAGUGGGUCCAAACAGCCGACCACAGCCCGCCUCUCACUCUCUUUCUGGUCCACCUCCUCUACCAUUGGGUCAGAACUCUCUUUCUCCGACUUUUCAGGUCCCCCCUGCUCUCAGCUCUGCGCAGCCUGGACAGUCACAUGGCCUGUCGCCUCAGGCCCCCCAGCGACCCCCACCCUUCUUUAGGGAGUCACAGCUCCCCCAGCCUCCUCUUUCUGGCUCCCAAAUCAAGCCUCCUCCCACCACCCCAAUUCCACCUUCACACAAGCAGCUACCACACCAGUCCUCUACACCUUUCCCCCAAAUGCCCUCCAAUCUGCCCCCUCCCCCUGCUCUAAAGCCCCUCAAUUCUCUGCCCAACCAGCAUCCUCCUGGUGCCCCACCUCCCCCUCUUCAGCUCAUGUCACAGCCUUUGCCAAUGCAGUCACUUCCAACCCAACUCCCAGUGAUCUCUCAGGUGCAAACCCACCUUGUGAAGAGCACUACGACUUCUCAACCAGCUGCUGCAGCCUCACAUCCUCUCACCUCUUUAACAUCCUCUGCUAUUGGGCCUGUCCCGAGCCUGCAGCCUUCCUUCCCACCUCUUCCUCUGAGACCCGCGGCAAACAGCACAGCAGGGGGAUCGCAUGUUCAGAUUAAAGAAGAGCCACUGGAUGAGAUGGAAGAGGCAGAGAGCCCACCGUCUCCACCUCGGAGCCCCUCGCCAGAGCCCACCGUUGUUAACAUGGCAAGCCACGCCAGCCAGUCUGCACGGUUUAUCAAACACUUGGAUCGUGGUUACAACUCCUGUGCUAGAACCGACUUGUUCUUCACUCCCCUUUCUUCCUCUAAACUGGCCAAGAAAAGGGAGGAGGCUGUGGAAAAGUCGAGGAAAGAGGCUGAGCUCAGUGCUCGACAAGAACGUGAAAGGGAGAAGGAACGAGAACGGGAGGCAGACAGAAACGCUAGAGCCUCCAGCUCUUCCCAUGACAGUCGUAUGAGUGAGGCCCAGAUGGUAGCUCAGGGCCACGGACGUCCCUCCUUUGAUCAGCCGCCCACCAGUGUAGUUGCUGUGCCCCCCUACAUUGGCCCUGAUACACCUGCUCUGCGCACCCUGAGUGAAUACGCUCGACCACAUGUCAUGUCCCCCACCAACCGCAACCAUCCUUUCUAUGUGUCCCUGAGCCCCGGCGACCCCUUGCUGGCCUACCAUAUGCCCGGCCUGUACAGUGCUGAACCCAGCCUGAGAGAGCGUGAGCUGAGGAGCCUCAGAGAGAGAGAACUCCGUGAGCGGAUGAAGCCUGGCUUUGAGGUCAAGCCUCCAGACCUGGAAACCUUACACCCUUCGGCCAACCCCAUGGAGCACUUUGCCAGACAUGGCGCACUGGGUUUUCCUCACAUUCCCGGGCCUCCCCACCCCUUUGCACCUUUCCAUCCCGGGCUGAACCAUCUGGAGCGGGAGAGGAUGGUGCUGGCAGGACCUCAGCUGCGCCCAGAGCUGAGUUACGCAGAGCGGCUCACUGCAGAGCGGCUUCAUGCGGAGAGGAUGGCCUCUGUGGCGAAUGACCCCGCUGCUAGGCUGCAGAUGCUCAAUGUGACACCGCAUCAUCACCAGCACUCUCACAUUCACUCUCACCUCCAUCUGCACCAGCAGGACCCCCUCGGUCAAGGUUCAGGCCCUCAUCCUCUAGUGGACCCUCUGGCAACAGGACCACGUUUGGCCCGAAUCCCCUUCCCUGCUGGCCCGAUCCCCAACCCUUUACUCAGCGAUCUUCCUCAUGAUCAUGAGAUGCUGCACCACCCGUUGUUUGGAGCUGCAUAUCCACGAGAGCUGCCAGGCCCAAUUCCUCCAAUGUCUGCUGCUCACCAGCUCCAAGCCAUGCAUGCUCAGUCUGCAGAGCUGCAGAGGAUGGCAAUGGAGCAACAGUGGCUGCAUGGGCAUCACCUGCAUGGAGGCCCUCUGCCAAGUCAGGAAGAUUAUUACAGCCGUAUGAAGAAAGAAGGUGACAAGCCGUCGUGAGUGCCAGGUGGUGCAUUUUAUGAAACCCUACACUUAUAUCUAAUAGAGUACAGUGUAAUUUUGAGACCAUAAGAGAAUAUGUCGGUUUUUUGUUUUAACAUAUUUUAGAAAAGACUAUGUGAAUCUUUACGUGCAUUCCUUGUUCAGCACUUAACGGGACAGUCCAUAGCUCGUCUGAGAUCUCAUCACUUAAGACAUCAUACUAGAUUUAUUAUCAAAAUAAUGAACAAUCUCCCGUUCAUGGGACAUGAAAAACAAAAAAGGAUAUUCUCUAACAAACUGUCAAACAGUUUCUUAUGCAGUGAUAUAAAUGCUCUAAUAAGAGAUAUGAACACAGACUGGCUUUGGUGUUGGGUUUAAAUAUCCCUAUAUUGAUUUCUAAAUGAUUUCCUUGUACAGAAUUUAAAUUGAUGUCCAAAUGAUUGUAACAAUCUAGCAUGUUUUAGUUUUCAGCAAACUAGAGUAGCAAGCUGCAUUGUGGUGUUUAGACUCCGAAAGUACAGUAGAGGUUGUUUUACUUAUAAAUCUACUAAGUAUUUGUCUAAAUCCUAAAGUUUUAUAUAUCAAAAUAUCUUUUCACAAUAUAACCGAAGCUUUUAUUCGCUCAUUUUGUGAUUGUAAAUAUUACAUGUUCACAGUAUUCUAUGAAUGAAUAAUAAUAAUAAUAAUAAUAUAGCAGUAGACGUGGACACUCGACCCUUAAUUCAGUACGAUAGCAGUAAAUCAUAAGCUAUAAACAUUAUAUAGUAUUGUACUGUGAGGUGAUUAUUAAUUGGACUAUGAUCUGUCACUACAGACAGUUAAUUUAGAACAGUGUAUUUGAAUAAUUUUGAUAAUUCAAUUGGAGAGAAACAAUCUUUGGCAGUUUAUUGGAUCUUUAAAAAGAACUACCACUAAAUUCAAUAUUUAUGUGAUAUAAUAUGAAUGUGUAUCCACUG